AUGACCGAAGUCAUCGUCAACCCGGCGGAGACCCCGGCCGAGAGGGCCAGAAACGUUGCCCAGUACCUAUACCCUGACCUCCUCCUCCUCGUCGUACUGGUAUUCGGUGCCCUCUAUUCCGUGUACAAUGCCAGACGUAAGGAGGACAUCAUUGUACCCACGGUCACUGGCCCUGGGGGAAAGCCGCUACCCGUCUCCAAGAGACGAAGAACAGAUGACGAAUCGAGCGAGCCCGAAGAGGCCUUCACCCCGCACGUCCGACGAUGCUUCCAAUGGAUCUACACCAUGGUGACCUUUACCUUCAUUGGCCAGGGAGCCGCAAUUGCAACCCGUGCCUUGAUCAACAGAAGUACCGAUGGCGUGCAUGGCUGGUGGUGUGGCGAGCCAAAGACUGUCUACGUCCUCGGAUCGACAUUCCUCUACAUAUUUGUCUGCAUCACUUUGUUCGACAAUAAACAAGAACCUGGACCGAUCUUCAUGCUAAUGUGGUCAAUUGCACUUUGCAUGGAGAUCAUUAUCUUCGUCUGCGAUGCUGUCGUACUUUCCAGGCCUCACAAAGUCAUGAUCAAUCUCAAUCGCGAUAAGUAUGUGAUUGUGGACGACAUCAACAAGUGGGACAUGGCGGAUAUAGGCCUCUCGGGUGUUCGACUCUGCUUGAUCCUUGGCAGUGUUCUUGUCUGGGCAAUCGUCACACUCCUCAAGAGACGCGCCGCUCGUGAGAAGUACGACCGCGAACAUAACUACCAGUUCGAAGCCGACGAGAACACCCCGCUCAUGAAUGCCAGCAGCAGCUCGAACGGCUACCACACUAAUAAUGGUCAUGUUCGGCACCAUGGUGCGAAUGGGAGUCCCGAGGGAAACGCUCACAGUGAAUCUGCCCACGGUGGCCCCAUGGUCGACGAAGAUGCUGGGUUCUACCGACCAGAGAAGCUUCCGCACACGACAUGGUUUGAGUACCUACGUGGCUACUCUGUCUUCUUCCCCUACAUGUGGCCUUCCAAGAAGCCAAGCUUGCAGCUUGUCGUCGUCUUCUGCUUCGUUUUGUUGGUCCUCCAGCGACUGGUGAAUAUUCUGGUCCCUUACCAGAUUGGAAUCGUCACCGAUCAGCUCUCUGGUGAAGGUUUGGCAGAUGGGGAGGGACUGCACAUGCCAUGGACAUCGCUCGGGCUGCUCGUACUGUAUAAGUUACUGCAAGGGCCGUCUGGACUGCUUGGAUCCCUAAGAAGCCUCCUCUGGAUUCCUGUUUCCCAGCAUGCGUACCGGGCUUUGACGACAUCAGCCUUCGAGCACGUACAUUCUCUCAGUCUUGACUUCCAUCUAGGCAAGCGAACAGGAGAGGUGCUUUCGGCCCUUAACAAGGGCGCAUCCGUCAACUCUUUUCUGGAGCAGGUCACAUUCCAGGUCUUCCCUAUGAUUGUAGACCUCCUUGUGGCCAUUAGCUACUUUUACUACAAGUUCGACGCCGUCUACGCUGUUAUGGUCUGUUCCAUCACCUUCUACUACCUCUUCCUUACCAUUCGUUUGGCAUCCAAGACAGCAGAUCAGCGGAGAGCCAUGUCCAACGCGGAUCGGGAAGAAGAGGCUGUAAAGAACGACUCGAUUAUAAGUUAUGAGACCGUCAAGUAUUUCAAUGCCGAGGACUUCGAAUUCAACCGCUACAGGGAGGCGAUCGAGAACUUCCAGACAGCCGAGGCCAAGGUCACAUGGAGUCUGAGUAUCAUGAACAUGGCCCAGUCUAUGGUUUUCAUGUCAGGCAUGCUCAUAGCAAUGAUGCUUGGCGCCUACCAGGUGACACAGGGCACGCGGAAAGUCGGAGACUUUGUUGCACUCAUGAUGUACCUGGGGCAGCUUCAAGGCCCGCUCAACUUCUUCGGUACCUUCUAUCGCACCGUCCAGCAAGCCAUGAUCUCCGGAGAGCGACUUCUUGAACUGUUCAAGCAGCGUCCCACUGUGGUCGACCGUCCCGGCGCCCAGAAAGUCACUACAUGCGAAGGCCGUGUCGAAUUUUCUAAGGUCAAAUUCGCAUACGACAGGAGAAAGCCUGCACUGAGGAAUCUCACCUUUACAUGCGAGCCUGGAACGACUACUGCCCUUGUUGGUGAGUCUGGUGGGGGCAAGUCUACCAUGUUUCGUCUGAUGUACCGCUACUUCAGCUGUACAGACGGCAACAUCAGAAUCGAUGGGCGCGAUGUUAAGGACAUCACGAUUGAUUCCAUACGACGCUACAUAGGAGUAGUGCCCCAGGACACAAUCUUGUUCAACGACACUCUCAUGUACAACCUGAGAUAUGCCAAUCAGAGCGCGACUGACGAGGACAUCAUGGCUGCCUGUCAAGCUGCCAGCAUCCAUGAGCGAAUCAUGUCGUUUCCAGAUGGCUAUAACACCAAGGUUGGCGAGCGCGGUCUUCGACUUAGUGGUGGCGAAAAGCAGAGAGUUGCCAUCGCACGCACCCUGCUCAAGAAUCCGAAGAUCAUCAUGCUCGACGAGGCCACUUCGGCCCUGGACACCCAUACAGAGCAGCAGAUUCAGUCUAGACUUGCUAACAUCGGUCGUGGUCGUACGCUGCUCAUCAUUGCACACCGCCUGUCCACGAUAACCCAUGCGGAUCAGAUCCUUGUCCUUCACCAGGGAACGAUUGUGGAGAAGGGCAGCCACGAAAAACUGCUGGAGCUGAACGGUCGGUACGCAUCCAUGUGGAACCGGCAAGCCAAGGCGGAAAAAGCAGCGGAAGAUGCGCGCAAUGCGAUAUCGAAGGCAGAGAAGCUGAUGCGAAAGGCUAACAUCUCAUCGCCAUCAGCUGAGCAUCAUGAGAGAGCCCAGGGAACCCAAACCCAUGGCCAUGAUGACUCGAGCAGUUCAUCCGAUGAGUCGACUACGCCUGGUCGACCAUCAGCACAGCAGGAAUCCACCGGUGCAUCCGAGGUUCCGCCCGCACACUGA
This is a messenger RNA of Anthostomella pinea, 2940 nucleotides long. NCBI's taxonomy places the organism in Eukaryota, Fungi, Ascomycota, Sordariomycetes, Xylariales, Xylariaceae. The record is from the annotation of a GenBank genome assembly.